Messenger RNA from Macrosteles quadrilineatus (aster leafhopper), 5099 nucleotides. RefSeq names its product F-box/WD repeat-containing protein 7-like. The transcript has 12 exons. Gene Ontology annotation, molecular function: ubiquitin binding. The record is from RefSeq and is a predicted model, not a curated record. NCBI's taxonomy places the organism in Eukaryota, Metazoa, Arthropoda, Insecta, Hemiptera, Cicadellidae. Gene Ontology annotation, cellular component: nucleus; cytoplasm. Gene Ontology annotation, biological process: ubiquitin recycling; proteasome-mediated ubiquitin-dependent protein catabolic process. Bases 96 to 2096 code for a protein of 666 amino acids.
ACAAGGAAAGUCCUACAAACAUAUUUAAAUGAUAACCCAUUCUAACAUAACCGCUGCAACGCGCUGUAAGAGGGUGGCCUCCGGAUAAUACCAAAAUGUCUUCACCUCACAACAUGGACUUGGCAACACCAUCCAGCUCGAUGUCGGAACAAUCGGCAUCGGAGGGAGAGAAGACUGAUACAACCAAACUUAGCCCAACAGAAUGUCUGGAGAGUGAAACUCAAGUGCCUGGGACCUCGAGUGAGGAGGAGGUAGUGGUGGAAGUGAAGGCGACGGCAAGUCCAUCUAAGAACAGUGAGGGGGAAGUGGAAGAAGAGGGUGGGGAGGAGGACAGUGAAGAAGAAGUGGAUGAUGAUUGGCUAUGGAGUGGAACUGGAGUGAGUGAUGAUGACGUUUCUGAACAGGCAACGUUUGUUGUGUCCUCACAGAAUCCCCCUUCAAAUAGAGUAGGUGAAAUCGAGGAGCUAAGAGCGGGCCUUGCUCGUAAAAGAAAACUUGAACACCUAGCAGAAGCUCCAAAUGGAUUACCAUGUAAAAAAUUAUUUCCAGAAGACAAGACUGCUGUAUCUAGUGUAAAAAAGAAACCAAAUGAAAACCCUUCAGGAGAAAAAACAAGACAUCAACGAAGUGUAAUUCCAUCCAAAGAUAAUCCACCAGUAGAAAUAACCGAUUGGCUUAAUAAAUUCAAGACGUGGUCUAAUGCGGAGAGGCUUCUAGCCAUUGAUGGUCUCAUUGAACUAUGUGAACCAACGCAAGUCAGGCAUAUGAUGCAGCUCAUCGAGCCUCAGUUCCAAAGGGAUUUCAUCUCACUCCUUCCUAAAGAGCUGGCUCUAUACGUGUUGUCGUUCCUGGAGCCGCGUGAUCUGCUGAGAGCAGCACAGACUUGUACCAGCUGGAGAUUCCUCUCUGAGGACAACCUGCUGUGGAGAGUCAAGUGCAGAGAGGCCGGUGUAGCCAUGGACAGUCAGACAAGCAAGAGAAUGCGCCACCGUCAACCCAACGCUAACAACCCUGCAUCACCUUGGAAGGCUGCCUUCAUGAGACAUCAUCGGAUAGAGAUGAACUGGAGGGUAAAGCCGAUUAGACCACCUAAGAUCCUGAAAGGUCACGAUGAUCACGUCAUUACAUGUCUUCAGUUCUCCGGCAAUAGGAUUGUCUCAGGAUCCGAUGAUAAUACGCUUAAAGUUUGGUCUGCAACAACGGGUAAGUGUUUGCGGACACUGGUGGGACACACCGGUGGAGUAUGGUCUUCUCAGAUGUCUGGAAGCAUCAUCAUCAGCGGCAGCACCGACAGAACGCUCAAGGUGUGGAACGCUGAGACUGGAGUGUGCCUUCACACGCUUUACGGCCACACGUCCACUGUACGCUGUAUGCAUCUGCAUGGCAAAAAAGUCGUGAGUGGUUCAAGAGACGCUACACUGAGGGUGUGGCACAUAGAGAGUGGGGAGUGUCUACAUGUACUGGUAGGCCACCUAGCAGCUGUACGAUGUGUGCAGUACGACGGUAGACUGGUAGUGUCUGGUGCGUACGACUACAUGGUCAAAGUGUGGAACCCGGAGAGAGAAGAAUGCCUGCAUACGCUACAAGGGCACACCAACAGGGUGUAUUCUCUCCAGUUUGACGGAGUGCACGUGGUGAGUGGCUCGCUGGACACCAGUAUCAGAGUGUGGGAGGUGGAGACGGGAGCUUGUAAGCACACUCUGAUGGGUCACCAGUCGCUGACGUCGGGUAUGGAGCUGCGGAACAACAUUCUGGUGUCGGGCAACGCAGACUCCACUGUCAAGGUGUGGGACAUCCUCACUGGGCAGUGUCUGCAGACUUUGUCAGGGCCGAUGAAACACCAGUCAGCUGUUACUUGUCUCCAGUUCAACAAUCGUUUUGUGAUCACGUCUUCAGAUGAUGGGACUGUCAAACUGUGGGAUGUGCGAACAGGUGAGUUUAUCCGCAACCUAGUGGCGCUCGGCAGUGGUGGCAGCGGAGGUGUCGUAUGGCGUAUCCGAGCCAACGAGACUAAACUCGUCUGUGCCGUCGGCAGCAGGAACGGCACCGAGGAGACCAAACUGUUAGUUUUAGAUUUUGAUGUAGAGGUGAAAUGAAACAAAGCCAAAUUACCUCAGAAAGGAGAGUGCCAGUAUUUAUCAUACCUCAAACUUUGCAAGUCGGAACCUGUUGUUGCGUUUGUGUUCAGCGACUUACGAGUUUCUGUAACACUAUGUGGUAGUACUUUUGUAGUGUUGUGAUAUUUAUUUUAUAUAAACGCUGUAAAAAGUAUAUGGUUUUUGCAGAUUAGCGUAAAUUAUACACUUGUACUCAAUAUUUUUAUGGAAUCUUGUCUUUUCAAUCUACCCUGGGAUGUAUGGUUUUCAGUAUGUAUGCUAUAAGCUUAGGUUAAACCUUAUGUCUUUUGAAGAUAUCAUGCUCUAUCUUUCAUCCAACUCAUAUCUUAUAUCAGAGGUUCCUAAAUUUUAGUGAUUCUAGUGGCUUCUUGAAUAAGACUUUUAAUGCUAUGAAUGUUUCUUCUAACUAGACAGGACUGUUUAUGCAGGGUGUUCAAAAAAAUUGGGGACAUAAUUUUGGUAGUGAUACCUUGGGUCAUAAUAAAGAGAAAAUCACGAAUACAACUUUUUCCAAAAUCGCUUUGUUAACCAGAUAUCCGCCAUUUUGUAUUAUAAUUAUUAUACAAUAAUUACACAACUAAAAUACAAUAAUUACAAACUAUUCGCUUUUUCUAAGGUAGUUGUCCAAAAUCACUAUUUACUUCUUAAAUUUUGUAUAUGCUCACUUGAGUUUUUGGGCCUUUGAUAUAAUAUGUGAGUUGGAAUCCUGAUGAAAUAUUCUUAAGUCUAUGCUUAUUUAAUAUGCCAAGGCUUUUUUUGUUACAAACUCUACUUAUAUUUUUCCACCUGACACGAUUUUGGUGUUGUUUACAUGCUCAAUAUAAAUUUAUUUAUGCCAGAACUCCAAAAUAAUGGUCAGAACUUAUAAUGGUCUAAGAUGAAGUAACAGUUAAUAAUAUUUUGUACCUUGCCAUGUUGUAUGAAUCCUAUUCUGUUUAGUUGUAGCUCACUAUAAAAACAUAAAUAGUUUACAAUAACCGGCUAGUGUUGUAAAACUAUUACUUGAUUGCAAAAAAAUGUUUUAGUUAGUUUUUAAUUAAGGCUCAAAACUUUGUCUAUAGCUUGAAAACGGUUUCCGUUUAAGAUCACUAUUUAUUUUUUCUUUACACCCUUUGUUGAUGAUAGUUUAUUCUAAAACAUUAUAUUUUCCAAAAAUUAUCUGUCAGUUUAUAGCUUGCAAAGUACACUGACAGCUUAAACGGGAUUGAAGAGUAAGGGUGUGAAAAUCACAAUUUGAACAUGUUUGUUUAUGAUAUUAGACUUAAAAUCGAGUUUUCCUAUUAUUAAAAGGGUCCAGAAUUUGGCCUGGUUUAUAUUUUGCUUAACCAUGGAUGAAUUAAAUUAAGUAGCACUGCUUUGACAGCUAUUCUAUGGUUUUAAGUUGUUAUCUUAAACUUGGAAUUGAUUUCUACAGUUGUUUCUUCAAUCCAGUGAUAACUCUCGUAAACAGAUAAAACAAAUUUUCUGUGAAAUUAAAUACCUCCUUUUAUAACCUAUUUAGCGCCACUUGUUCUUCAAAUCUACCAUUCAUUUUAAAUUAAAUAUUUUCACCAUGUGUAUUAUAGUUUGAUCUUUAAAAUCACUUGAUAAACUAAAAUAGGGGUUUAAAGGGUGAGAUCAAGAAACACUUCAUUCCUGCUGGUCAGCUAUUAAUUUUAUUUAGGAAAACUAGUAAUUAAUAUUGUUAACUUUAUUAUAUUCAUUGUUGUCAUUGCUAAGCAACCACAGUUCAACAAUCCAUAUAAUAUUGACGUUUGCUUUCUUAUGUUUGUUUGUGGUUAACUGUCUUUAGAAGGUGAAGAGCCUAUGUUUAUAUAACUUAAUUUGUUUUGUUAGUGAAUUUUACCUAUAGGGAGGAAGUUAUUACCGUAGGUGGUAAAUAACCUUACUUCGGGCAUUGAUGCAAAAGAUAUAAAUUUACUGAUUUAUUUGCAUAAAAUGCUUAAACAUUUGAAACUUGUCCUAUAAACAGCCUCCAUAAUUACUGAACAGUAAAUAUAUCUCUAUUAUAAUGUUUAAAAGUCUUAUGUAAUACUGUAUCUCUGAAAAUAAUCAAUACACUUCUUUAGCUGUGUUAAAAAAAAAGUAAUUGAUUACAAAAUUAUGUACUAAGCUUGAAGUUGUGUUGGUAUUUUCUACUCAAUACACAAAUUACUCGUAGCAGUUAAAACUAUUAUUUCAAACUGCAUAGGCUAAAUAAAUGUAUUCUUGUUCGCUCUAGGUUUUGUUUACAACUGGUCUAAGACUAUAUUUUGAAGGUGAUAUAAAGCAGUAGAUUCUUUUGUGUAAUAGUAUAUUGAUUUUUUCAUAAAAUGAAAUCUGGUAUACUGAACUUAUAUAGCGUUUAUUUUGUUUUGAAGCUGUAUGUAUAUAUUUGUUGUAAAGUUUUGUAUUAUCGAUACCUAUUUAAUUGUUUCGCUGUACUUGUUUUAUUUAAGUAUUGUAACAUACUGUAGGUGCAAUAACCAAUUGUUAUUUCUUCAUUGUGUUUAGUUAUAUCACUCACUAUUUAAAUUUUGCUUCCGUUAGCCUAAUAUUAGAGACGGUUCAUUUUUGUGUAGCUUUCUCUUUAUUUAGUUAUAGUCGAAUUGUUUCAUUAUUAUGCUUGAUGUUGAUAAAUCGAGAUUUUAAGUGAAAGAAAAUGUAAUUUAGCACAAGCGUGUAGAUAUUUUACAUUAUAGUUCCUUAAACACACUGAUAAUCCAUUGUAUCGUACGAAUAUCUAAAUUAUUUAUAUAACGAUGAUUAUUGUGUAUUUUUAUACAAAGGAUCGUAGUCGUAAUGCAGGGAGCAUAGUUGAUACCUGACUGUUAAAUAUGCCUCAAUCAUUGGUUCUGGUCAUUCUAUAAAUCUGUAACCGCAUUAUGUUGCUCAGAUUUGUGUUGCGUGAUUUGGACUGAUCUUUGGAGAGGAAAUAUUGCUCAAUUAUCCUUUUGUAAAGUUAUGUGAUGUAAAAGUUUGUGUAGUAAAAUGUUGUUUUCA